This is a messenger RNA of Penicillium salamii, 2079 nucleotides long. NCBI's taxonomy places the organism in Eukaryota, Fungi, Ascomycota, Eurotiomycetes, Eurotiales, Aspergillaceae. The record is from the annotation of a GenBank genome assembly.
AUGGAUAUGGGUAGCCCGAACAACGCCUUAAAUGGCGCACGGGAAACAGACUCACCAUCAAAACAACUCACGCCUUUCUCAUGUGUGGUUUGUCACAAGCGAAAGGUCAAAUGUGAUAGGCAAGAGCCAUGCUCCAAUUGCGCAAAGGCGAAUGUGGAGUGUGUUUACCGUGCUCCUCCGCCGCGCCGCAAAAGGGGGUUGGAGGCGAACGGGAGCGUGUCGCAAGAACGCGCAAAGUCCGUCAGACGCGAUGCAAUACCUGCCAGGGGUUCUAGUAUUGUUCCUCAAAGACCACCAACAAGGGAAGAGCGCCGAGAUCCGAGGGAAAGUGGAUCUGGCAGGAUGAUCAUGAAAGACGGCAAUUCCAUCUACUUGGAUAACAAUUUGUGGACGAGUGUGAGCAACGAGCUUCCCAACGCAGCAGAUGUUUUGGGAGAUGUAUCGGAUACAGGCACAGAGAAUCCUGCUCAAGAUAUGGACGACGAGUAUACCAUACUAUCUCCUACCACAGCGAAAAAAUCUCUCGCCGAACUCCACCCGAGCCCGUUGCAUAUCUUCAAGUUAUGGCAAGCGUUCCUCGAGAAUGUGAACCCACUCACUAAAGUCAUCCAUGUACCUACGGUGCAACAGCAAAUCUUGGAAGCCAUGAGUGACUUACCAAAAGCCAGCAAGGAACUCGAGACACUGAUGUUUGCGAUAUACUGUAUCGCCUUAGUUUCCAUGGAGCCUGGGGAUGUUGAGAGAUCAUUUGGAGAAAGCAAAAGAACACUCCUAUCAAGAUACAAGCAAGGAGCACAGCUGGCUUUUAAGAACGCAUCACUUCUUCGAACGUCAAGCUUAACGGUACUUCAAGCGUUCAUGUUGUAUUUGCUGUGCAUGCGCUCAUUUUCUGAUCCACAUACUAUCUGGACCCUUUGUGGGAUUGCCACACGCAUUGCGCAGCGGAUCGGAGUCCACCGCGAUGGUUCCAACCAUGGUCUCUCAGUCUUCGAAACAGAAAUGCGUCGCCGCGUUUGGUUUCAGCUCAUGAUAAUAGAUGUCACUUCUGCUCAAUCUUGUGGCGUUGCUUCAAGUCUACUCCCAGCUUCCAUUGACGUCCAACCACCAAUGAAUGCAAACGACAGUGAUCUCGACCCUCGAAUGACAGAGCCGGCUUGCGAAAAGCAAGGACCAACAGAAAUGAUCUUCGUUUUGGCUCGAAGUGGGCUUGGACAAUGGCUUCGUCGUUUGUCAACGAAUGUUUCGGGUUCCAACACUGGUCCAUGGGCAAAUUUGUCGUCUUCAUCAAUGCCUUUGGAAGAAAAGGAUAAGGUGAUUGACCAGCUUGAGGAAUUCAUGGAAAAGGAGUUCCUUCGUUAUUGCGACAAAUCCAUUCCGCUCCACAUGCAGACAAGACUGAUGGUGCGUUCGGCUGUACAUUACACUCGGCUGAUGGCACACCACCCUCGACAAUAUCAAGAUCAGAAAAUUCGACUUUCCCCGUCAGAGAAGAAUAUCAUCUUUGAAAGCGCCCUCAAGAUGACCAAAUACGCCGAUCAUGCGCAAAACAACCCGGUUGUUCGACGAUUCUCGUGGCACACUGUGAAUCACAUGCCAUGGGACGCCAUGAUAUUCAUGCUCUCGGAACUGCGGCAUCGGACGAAUCCAGAAGAGAAAAGCACAGUAUGGCAGUUGAUCGGGAAUGUGUAUUCCGAACAUGUACUUGAGGCGGGCGACAGAGCCUCCACGCCUCUUCACACGGCCAUCGAAAGCUUGAUCGUCAAGGCAUGGCGGGCUUACAUUGGAGAGUGCAGCCUGAAACGCUGUGCACCUACAUCUUGCCCUAACAUCGUUGCUUCUUUAUUAGCGAAUAGACCGGGUUUACCUGACCCGCAGACCACUGAAAGAGCAGUUGAAGUUGAACGUGACACGGAGCCACAUGCGCAACCCGGUUAUGAUUUUGCCACUUCGCAUUAUGAUGGCGAGCCAGAGAAUCUCCAUUUCAUGACUGGCGACAGCCCAGUGGAUUGGAAUGAAUGGGAUAAUCUGCUGAACCAAUUCCAAAGCUCGUUGGUAGAUGAUGCAACGUAUUUGGGCUGA